Molecule: messenger RNA, 2246 nt
Organism: Lutzomyia longipalpis
Lineage: Eukaryota; Metazoa; Arthropoda; Insecta; Diptera; Psychodidae
Product: lachesin-like
Exons: 4
Coding region: 709-1698 (329 amino acids)
Cellular component (GO): neuron projection
Source: RefSeq, a predicted model, not a curated record
GUGAAACGCGUGAAAGUGAUGUGUGCUGUAUUUUUAACCAGUCAGCGCUAUUUUUAUCAUCACCGAUACAAAUAUUGCUAACAAUUUAGCCAUACUGUCACAUUAAAUAUCCCAAAUCAUUUACCUAAUAGCCGCUUCUUUUGCAUUUUAAAAUCACCCUAACAACUCACCCUAAGAAUAGCAUUGUGUCGCUCUCGGUGACCUUUCAUGUUCCAUUAGGGGAUGAUGAUGGUGGUGGUGGUUGUUUCCUUCUCGGAAUUAUUUUGCAAAGUGCAAUGGUAAUUUUCGGGGAAAUUUGUAAUCCGCCUCUGGAAUGCGUCCCUAGGGUGUGUUGUUGUGCAUAAAUAAAUCCAUGUUCGACGUCGGGGUGGUUUUUUUUUGUUUGGGCAAAGCAAUGUGGUGUGCUUGUGCCAGCAGCACAAACACACUUUCACUUUUCAACCCCUAAAAUGUGCGUUCGCUUCAUCUUGCCGAGCAUCCUUCGGCGACAGCAGCAGAGAGCAGCAAUUCCGCACCAGGGGAUGAUGAUGUGGAUGUGGUAGAAAGAGACAGACGGCUGGAUGGACCAGCGAUGGGAGAUUCGGUGCGUACGAGAAGAGCUCAGCCACACAGCCAGACAGUCGAGUGGAAUCACUGAGCAGAUUCAGAGUUGAAUUGUAGCAUUUUGUGAGAGAGUAUUUCCCCGAAAAGAAAAAAACGGCAGAGAAAAUGCCGGAAUCCUGCUGCAGAAUCAUCAUUUUCCUCCUCAUUGCUGUCCAUUUGGGUUCAUCGCAGAAGGCAAUAAUCUCGGAUAUAAGCCAGAAGCAGAUUAAAGAAAUCGGCGAGAGUACACAUCUCAAUUGCACCGUAAAGACCGAAGGGAGCUACAAGGUGUCGUGGAAUAAGAAGAAACUCGAACGAACCACCGACAGCUUUCCCAUCUCCAUCGAUGACCAACUCACAAUCAAUGAUCCACGCUUUAAGAUUGUCUUCGACCAAAAUACCUCAACGUAUAGUUUGCAAAUAAGUAAUAUUGAGAGCUCCGACAUGGGGCUCUAUGAGUGCCAGAUCUUCAUUUCCUUCGAGGAGCGUCCAAGUUCAUCCGUGGAGCUCCUUGUGCGCCAUCCACCAAUCAUAUCGGAGAAAUUGUCCACAAAGGUGGCUCAGGUGCCAGAGCAUCAGCUGGUGAAUCUUGAAUGCUACGCUGAUGGGUAUCCAAGGCCAUCAAUUACCUGGACCAGGGAGUACAAUGCCCUUAUGCCAGGUGGUGGGCAUAAAUUCAGUGGAAACAUUUUGAAGAUUGCAUCAGCUCGUCGAGAAGAUCGCGGCACGUAUUACUGCAUUGCUGAGAACGAUGUUGGGAAGUCCAACACAAGGACCAUAACGCUUGAAGUGGAAUUUCCACCGGUUAUUUCAAUUCCCCGUCCAAAGGUAGCUCAAGCCCUGGACUACGAUAUUGAGCUCAAGUGUCGCGUGGAGGCCUAUCCACCUGCUUCAAUCGUAUGGUUGCGUAAUGGUCAGCAGUUGCACAGUAGUGAGGAGUACAAGAUCUCCAAUCUGGCGACAGUGGACCAAGUCACCACAUCAUCCCUCAUGAUUCGUGGUUUGGAACGUGAUCAGUAUGGGGACUACUACUGCCAGGCAAGGAACUCCAAAGGACAGGCUGAAAGUAGAAUUCAUCUCUUUGAAUCAGUCCUCCCUGUUUUAGAAUUGGUUUAAAUGCAAAAAAAGUGAUUUAUUUUGUGCUUUUUUGUAACAACAAACUAUCUUGACCCACUGAUGAAACUAACAUGCGUAUUUCCUUCAAGAAAACGCCUUUCCCGACAUCAACUUCGCAGGAAUCAUCUGGAGCUCCUCACCGAAUCCCACCAGCCCGCUCAUUGCCAUCGUAGUCACUUCAACUGCCCUUCUGAGUGUACUCUAAAAAAAAAUCUCUAAUCUUCAGGUGUGUGACCUUUAAUUUAUAAAGGUCAAUGAAUGUCCGUUCUUGUGUGCCAAACCCCCAUCCACAACUACCCCUCGAUCUUGGAAAAAAACUGCCAUAUGCGAGUAAACUUUAGGACGAAAUUUACACAAAACUAAUCUUUAAAAUAUCUGCCAUUUUACAGAAUUAAUCACAUUAAUCUUAUUAAUUAAUCCCCCCAUGGAGUGAUUUAAUUUACAAACAUAAUCAUUUUGCCACAUAGAGGUGAAAAAAAUCAAUAUUUUUAUUGUAAUUUUAUGAUUUUCACAAAAUAAAGGACUCUGACAUAUUUUUUAGAAAAAAA